Messenger RNA from Tripterygium wilfordii, 1503 nucleotides. RefSeq names its product stemmadenine O-acetyltransferase-like. NCBI's taxonomy places the organism in Eukaryota, Viridiplantae, Streptophyta, Magnoliopsida, Celastrales, Celastraceae. Bases 1 to 1503 code for a protein of 500 amino acids. The transcript has 2 exons. The record is from RefSeq and is a predicted model, not a curated record.
AUGGCUAGUGCCACAAUGAAAGUUGAGAUUGUUUCAAAAGAAACAAUCAAACCAUCCUCUCCUACACCUUCCAACCUUACAAAUUUCCAGCUUUCUCUUCUUGAUCAAUUCUUCCCCGCAACGUACAUCCAUUCGAUUCUCUUCUACCCUGUGAAAAAUGACACAAAUCAACAUGUAGAUGUCAAGAAGAGAUGUCAAGAUCUUAAAACAUCUUUAUCCAAAACCCUAACCAUGUAUUACCCUUUCGCCGGAAGAAUCAAAGACCAUAUCUCUAUAGAUUGUAAUGACGAGGGGGCUACGUUUAUCGAAACACGAGUCAAUUGUCAUUUGUCCGAUGUUCUUCGAAACCCUAAUUUUGAUCAAUUUAAAGAAUUCCAACCUCUUGAGGUUGAACUCCCGGCGGCAACGGGGACAUGUACUUUACUUUUCGUUCAAACUAACUUCUUUGAGUGUGGUGGCAUGGCAAUUGGAGUUCGUCUUGUGCACAAGAUCGCUGAUGCAACCACUUUCAUGACAUUUAUGAAGAUAUGGGGUUCCAUAGCACGUGAAGCCGAUGAGGUAGUUCAUCCGGAAUUAUUUACUGGAGCGAUUCUCUUUCCUCCUGUGGAGUACAAGUUUCCUUCAAUUGCUGAUGUGCCUCUUAUCCGAGAUGAGUCAUGCGUACUCAAAAGAUUACUUUUCACUGCUUCAAACAUUGAUGCACUCAAGGCUAAAAUUGCUAGUGCGGGCGUCCAACAACCUACUCGUGUAGAAGCUAUAACCGCGCUAAUUUGGAAGUGUGCAAUGACUGCCUCAAGAUCAAUCAAAGGGACGUGCUCAAGACCUUCUUCAUGUACUCACGCGGUAAACUUAAGGAAGAGAUUAUCAACGCCCUUGUCAGAAUACUCGGUUGGGAAUAUUCUCACACCAAUCACGACAGAAUUUUCAGAAACUGAAAUAGAAUUGCAAAGCUUUGUUCUCAAGCUAAGAAAAGAAUUGAAAGAGUUGAAAGUGAAUAGGGAAGAAAUAUCAGACAACAUGAAAAAAAUUCUCGAAACAACAAGCUUGGGAAAAGGGAUUGGUGCUGUAGAUGCCUAUACUUUUUCUAGUUGGUGUCGAAUGCCGGUGUACGAAGCCGAUUUUGGGUGGGGGAAGCCAACUUGGAUCUCUUUUAUUAACUUCAAUGUCCCAAAUAAGGCUAGUUUUGUGGAUACAAAGGAGGGUGAUGGAAUUGAGGCUUGGGUAUCAUUGCGUGAAGAUGAGAUGGCCAUAUUUGAACAUAAUGAAGAGUUGCUUUCAUUUGCUUCUGUGAACCCAAUUAUUCAAUGUGGGAUAUUGAAAAACCCACCUCAAAAUCUUUCUUACAUGUGGCACAAGCACACAGAUAAGGUUAUUGACAGAAAACUUCCCAGUAAGGUUAUCAUUGGAGAUGGUAAGGUUCACAAGCUUGUCCAGCAGCUCUAUCUCAAGCAGAACUGUACCAAACAAGGGAUGAGAAAACACAUGGAGAGCGACGACUCGUGA